AUGGGCAGCCCAGUAUCCCCGAUCCUGGCUAACUUCUUUAUGGAAUGGCUAGAACAACAGGCCAUCGCCACUGCUCCCAUAGACCGUAAACCUAAGCUAUGGAAAAGAUAUGUGGAUGACAUCCUAGAAAUCAUUAAGAGGGGAAAGGUGGAGGCUCUGACAGGUCAUCUCAACGGAGUAGACAAAACAAACAGCAUCAAAUUCACGCACGAACCAGAGAAAAAUGGCCAGGGGCCCGUUUCUCGAACGUCCCGAUAAUUAACGGGCCCGGUAAGCCGUCUCCGUUUAUAUUAAAGAUCGAGGUUUCAAUAGUUUUGCACUAUCAGUUAUUGAAACAAAAAAGGAGUAGUUUGCUAGCCAGGACCCGCGCUCUUAUUUUUUAUAUUUCGAUUUGAAUAUUUAAUUUCGGGCCCGAAAUCAAAAUAUUCAAAUCGAAAUAUUAAACAUCAAAAAUAAUUAAAUAUUAAAUAUUAAAUAAUUAAAUAUUAAAUAUCAAAUCGAGUUGCUCAAAGCUGGGUUAAGAUAACCCAGGGUUAGUGCCAGAUUUGAAUUCAGAUUUGAAAGCUUAAAAAUCAUUUUAGUUUUAAUUCCUUUUGUCUACAAGUUGAUGAUUGGAAGCUCUAAAAAUAACAGAGAAAAUUUUCCGAGAAAAUGCUUUUGAACAAAAGAAAAAGAAACCCUGGUUAAAUUUAACCACGGGUAAAGCGCUAGUCGGCCUUCGAACAACUGGGCCCAGGAGGGAGGACGGAUCCAUCAAACCACUGGUUUACAGGAAAGCCACACACACAGACCAGUACCUGUCGUUUCAGUCGCAUCAUCCACUUCAGCACACACUUGCUGUCAUACGGACGUUAUUGGAAAGGAGUGACAGCAUUGUCACGGAAGAAGACCGUAAACAAGAGGAAGAACACAUAAGAACAGCCCUCCAUACAUGUGGUUACCUGGAUUGGGCGAUAAAGAAGGUCAAAGAG
Messenger RNA from Porites evermanni, 971 nucleotides. Lineage: Eukaryota; Metazoa; Cnidaria; Anthozoa; Scleractinia; Poritidae. The record is from the annotation of a GenBank genome assembly.